GAAAUUAGCAUUCCAGCCAGAGUAGAAACAAAUAACUCUGGAUUUCGAAUCUAUUUUGAUGAUCUAGCAAACCAUUACAGUAGUUUCAUAGUUUACUCUGCACUCUGCAGGGUAAUUGAAAUUAAUAGAUUGGGGGACAUAUUUGUAAUGGCCUUGUCCUAGUCUCAAGGUUGUGUGUUGUCUGUUGGAUACAUGGCUCCCUAAUAUAAGAGGCAGCAGAAACGACAGAAUGUGCCUGAUGGUAGAAAAGUCAUAAUAAUGGUUCUCUUUAGAAUGAUUGUUUGGAAUCAUCUAUGUUCUCAUAUUCCUCAAAUAAAACGCAGAGGGAUUGUUGGAUUAAACGUUAUUACUUCUCCAUGAACAUAUCCGGAUUCUCUGUAAGCAACACGAACUAAAGUAAUGAGAAUUAUUUCUCGAUUGUUUCGAGGAAGAUGCAACAUGGAAGGCUGACUAGAGACAAUAUCUGCAGUCGCUUUCUGAGACAUGUUGAAUUAAAUUAAACAUGUACGUAUAUACAUAUCCGAUGUCUCGAUUAUUUUGAGGAAACUUGUUAAAAAACAACAAAUAUAUUUGGUCUAGCAUCAAAGGAUGUACUAGCAUAAUUGUUGUUACAUGAGUCUCACCCCCCUCGCUCUGUUCACCACCAGAAAUGAAGUAUCAAAAGAGGCUCCGCGACGAGGUUGAGAGAGUUCUUCCUGAAUGGAAACGUCAGUUCAUAUGUUACAAGGGGCUGAAGAAGCAGUUGAAGCUGAUUAAUCCUCGGUCGUCAAGGGACAGAAGGAUGGGUGGUGAUCGGCCAGGAUUUGCCACAGGCAGAUUCUUGGCCGUGAAUAAUAAUAUCAGGGAGAGAAUUGGUUUCACCCGAUUAUUACAUAGUGAACUCAACAAGGUUAAUGCGUUUUAUUUUGAUAAAGAGGAAGAUUAUGUCAUCCGAUUGAAGGAGAUGCAACUUAGGGCUGGAAAUUUGGACCGUAAUGAAGAGAAGUUGCAGGUGCAGAGGGACAUAUUAAAUCUUCACGCAGAGAUGGUUUUGCUGCUGCAUUACAGUGUCCUUAACUUCACAGGGCUGGUCAAGAUAGUGAAGAAGCACAACAAGAGGACAGGCACUUCCUUUCAGUUUUCCUCCAUGCCUAGGGUUAUGCAACGACCAUUCUUCUCCACUGAUUUGCUUUACGAACUCAUGAGGCAGUGUGAAACAAUGCUGGAUGGCCUUUUUCUUUCAAAACAACCUUGAGGACACUAUUCCAACAUUCAUAGCCUAUAUUAUAUAUAGCAUGAAUAACACCAGCCAUGCUCAUUUCACCAAGGAGGGAAGACUUCUUAGCCAGCGAUUUGUAAUAUGUCUCACUAUAUUUUGUAUUUUCUUGGUGGCUACAUUAAAUUGAUAAAAUUUAACUUGUGUAAAACUUUUAUCCUGUAGUUGCCUUUCUUCUCCCUCCUCAAGGAUGGAUUUGAUUUUUAUUCUUGGAAGUUAAAUCAAU
Molecule: messenger RNA, 1481 nt
Organism: Populus nigra (black poplar)
Lineage: Eukaryota; Viridiplantae; Streptophyta; Magnoliopsida; Malpighiales; Salicaceae
Product: SPX domain-containing protein 1-like
Exons: 3
Coding region: 650-1234 (194 amino acids)
Biological process (GO): cellular response to phosphate starvation
Source: RefSeq, a predicted model, not a curated record